AUGCAUCAAGUCAUGGCGGCUCUUGGUCUGGCGUUGCUUUUCUGCGCCGAAGCCGACCAGAAGACGGUACCAAGCCAGCUGCGCGUGGGAUCCUUCCUGUCCUCCCUGGCGCCCCAUGAGAUGACGGGGGAAGACUUCCGGCCGACCGCCACCCGUGAAUUCAUCGACUUGAUGAAGCAUAGCACGCCCUUUCUGAAUGGCGCUGAGAACGGCAUCGUCGGCGAUGUGGACAGCUGGGUGUUUUACAAUUGGCCCGAGGGCUUUGAGCUCAGCUUCCGCAGCGACGGGUAUCCCACGGCCCUGCCGAACUUCUCCAUGUGGAGCAGCCAGCGCCAGAGCUCGGUGAAGGCGACCAUUGGCUUGGGCGGCACCUACGUGGAAGACGGGGAAUACGUGGCGACCUGGCAGGGCAACGGCACCAUCUCUUGGGAGGGCGACGCGAAGCUGAUCAGCGAGGAGGACAACUCCGCCAGGGUCCUCGUGACGCCGCAAAGCGGAUGCAUCGUGGUACGACUCGUGGGUACGGAUGAAGCUGACCCACUGCAUGCUUUGACCUUGGUUCCUGUGGCAUAUGCUGAGAACGCGACGGCGCAGCUUUUUCACCCGCGCUUCUUGGAGAUUUUGAACGGCACAGCAGUCCUGCGGUUCUCCAGCUGGCAGAUGAUCGACGUAUGGGACACAGAUGAGUCCCUGGGACGCAGCUGGGAGAACCGAUCGCUGCCCAGCGACCAGACCCAAGCAGGCCCCAAGGGCGUGUGCGUGGAGCACAUGGUGGAGCUGGCCAACCGACUGCAGGCCUUGCCCUGGUUCUCGAUGCCCAAGGCACCCGAGACGGAGCCGGGCACCGUGGACCCCUACGCAUCCGCCUUCGCCACUUUGGUGAAUUCCUCCUUGGACCCGGGGCUGCGGGUCUACGUGGAGUAUCGCUCCUGCUGCCGGGCCGGCCUAGCGCCGGGCUGGGACUCACAGGAGAAUGCCGUACAGUCGCUGACGUUGUGGAACAGCUGGGAGGAAGCUGGCGUCAGUUCUGAUCGAGUGGUGAACGUCAUAUCCUCACUGCAGCAGCUGGACAAAUUCGGCAGUGAUGUGGGCAAAGUGGAGGCAGCCGCCAUUGAGGUGGCGUUCUCCGACGUGUGCAACGGGGGGGAAACUCCCUGCGUGGACUUUGAUGCGCUGGAGGCCAACGACACCUACGGAGCCAUGACUCCGGCGGAGCUGGUGGAGGCGGUGAUCCGGCCCGCCAUGCUCAAGAAGGAAGCGGCCAUCAACGAACGAGUGCAACAAGCGCUCCACUACGGCUUCGAGAUCAUCGCCUUCAAUGCCAUGCCGCUGAUUUCCGCGCGGGGCUACGGGCACCGGGGGAAUCUGAACUGGGCGGUGCAGUGCGAGUCUUGCCUCAUGGGUGAGCUGGGCCGGCGCUACGGCGCGCAGCGCCUUGGAUCGGCCAACGGAGCAGCAAGCUUUCUGGUCUUUCCGCUGUGGCGUUUCAGGUGUAAGGAAGACUUCGUGGCCUACUUCGCCUAUCAGGGCCUCAGUGAGGAGGAUCGCGUCCUCGACUCCGAGGGUAACUACUGGCUGCAGGGCACCCCAGCCGAGGCCAAGACCAAGUGCGCGAGCAUGACUGAUUGCGAUGGCUUCACCUACGUGAAGAGUGGGGAGUGGAGCUGUGGCGUGAACACGGGGCACCGCUAUGGCGACUGCGAUAUGCCGGGCACCGCGUACUUCUUCAACCGCACGCGGAUUGCACAGGGCGAGAGGCGGCCAUACCACCACUGCUCCGCCUUUACGAUCUUCGAUGAUCCUUGGAGUCAAUGCCUCCCCGGAAAAGUGGACAGCUACUUCCGGACGGAUGCGAAAAUUCCAGGCUUCGACACCUUGGCGGCGGCGGACGCGGCGGCCAAGGCCCAGUGCGUCGGCAAGUGCACUAUCGCAUAUACACCGGCGCCCUAUGACCCGCCUGUUUCAGGCUUCACACUGGAUGAGCUGCGUGCGGCGCUGCCGGCGGCCAUUGCUGCGUCCACCAGCGAGCAGCAGCUAGAGAACAACAUGAUCGCCGCCUUUCGGGAGCCCGUCAUGGAGGACUUGAUGUUGGAGUUCCUCGAGCGACUACGACAGAUCGGAUUCUCCACUGUGGUAGGUGGUCAGAUGGUGCGGCAGGUGAGGCAUUGCCGCACAGGAGGCAAAAGUUGCGGCCAAGCCUCCGUCAUGCUCCACUGGGACGAUGACGGCCCCAUCCGCUCCGCGCUCUCCGGGUACGUCCAAGGCCGCCGGGCCAGGGCGCCCGCGGCGGCCGCAGCGGCGGCGACUCCGUGCCCGCAGAGCUGCGUCUACGGCAUUUGCGAGCUGGGCUACUGCAAGUGCUGGAAGGGCGCCAGCGGCGCGGACUGCUCGCUGCUGGCGCCGGCGGCGUGCCACCGGGGCCGAAGCACGCUGGGCCUGUCGCUGUCGGGCGUCAGCUACUGGUCAAGGCAGUGGAUCUUCGUGGACGUCUUCAAGCAAGUGGGCGAGUGGAUCGCCAAUGAAUUCACCUCCUACACCUGGAGCACAGGGACAGAGCUGGAGCUACGCGGCGAUGGAUACCCGGCGCGGCUGAAGGUGAACCAAAAGGCGGAAGUGCUCACGAUUCGGGACAUCGAGCGCCACUACGUGGACGGCUGGUAUACCGUCCUCUACGACGGCGAGGGUAUUCUGGACUUCAGCAUGGAUGUGACCUGCGUUCACCGGGUGUCGCGGAACCACAUCCGGAUCCACGUCAACCUGACCACGGGCAUGAACAACGGCAUCGGCGUGCGCGUGGCCGAUACCAGGGAGGAUAAUCCCAUCAGGAACAUUCGGAUCAUCACGCCGGGAUUCGAGGAGGUCUACGCGACCUCCCCCUUCCACCCGGCCUUCCUGGCGAGCCUCGAGAACUUCACCGUGCUCAGGUUCAUGGAUUGGAUGCACGCCAACAGCGACAAGACCGCCUGGCAAUGGGAGAAUCGUCAGACCCCAGACGACUACUACACUCAGGGCUCUCACCCGGGCGUAGCUUUGGAGUACAUGGUCCGCCUCGCCAACGAGGUUGGGGCAGAGCCCUGGUUCAGCGUCCCCAUCAACUCCACGGACGACUACAUCCAGAACUUCAUGCAGCAGGUCUCCGAGACUCUUUGCGGCCGGACCUGGGGGUGUACCUGGAGCUGGGCAACGAGGCCUGGCACGGGAAGUUCUUCGGAGGGCAGUGGGCCCAGCAGCAGGGCGUGA
Molecule: messenger RNA, 3240 nt
Organism: Effrenium voratum
Lineage: Eukaryota; Dinophyceae; Suessiales; Symbiodiniaceae
Source: the annotation of a GenBank genome assembly